Molecule: messenger RNA, 1885 nt
Organism: Tripterygium wilfordii
Lineage: Eukaryota; Viridiplantae; Streptophyta; Magnoliopsida; Celastrales; Celastraceae
Product: sugar transporter ERD6-like 7
Exons: 17
Coding region: 151-1608 (485 amino acids)
Biological process (GO): transmembrane transport; carbohydrate transport
Cellular component (GO): membrane
Molecular function (GO): sugar transmembrane transporter activity
Source: RefSeq, a predicted model, not a curated record
AAAACGGAUCCUUCACAGUAUAUUACCAUACAGAGGGAAUAUAUAUAGUUGACAAUUCUAUGCACUUGCACUCUUGGUUCCAUACAUAUAGGAGCUGCUUCUCUUUGCCAUAAACAUAUACACACAACUGAAAUUUUGACACAACAAAGCAUGGCUAUCAAAGAGGAUGUAGAGAAAGCUAACAAUAGUGCCCAAGAAGAGAUAAGAGAACCACUGAUUCAGGGAGCGAAGAAUCCGGCCGACGAAGAAGAUGGUUCUGAUAUCCACAAUAGAAGUCAAGGGAAUCACACCAUGGUUUACAUUAGCACAUUUGUGGCAGUUUGUGGUUCAUAUGCAUUUGGAGCCGGUGUCGGAUACUCAUCGCCUACUCAGGAUUCUAUCAGGGAAGAUCUCUCUCUGUCUCUGGGUGAGUAUUCAGUGUUUGGUUCCAUAUUGACCUUCGGAGCGAUGAUUGGCGCAGUCACAAGCGGGCCUAUUGCUGAUUUUAUCGGUCGAAAAGGGGCCAUGAGGGUGGCUACUGCUUUCUGUGUUGCUGGGUGGCUUGCUAUUUACUUUUCUGAGGGAGUAUGGCCUUUGGACAUUGGGAGACUGGCUACAGGAUAUGGAAUGGGAGUCUAUUCUUAUGUGGUACCUGUUUUUAUAGCAGAACUCGCACCCAAAAACCUCCGCGGAGCACUCACAACAGCAAACCAGAUUAUGAUCUGUACUGGAGUGUCUGUUUCCUUUAUGAUAGGGACAGUCCUAACCUGGAGGACUCUAGCAUUAACCGGACUUGUUCCGUGUGCCAUUCUUGUCGGUGGUCUCUUUUUCAUUCCUGAGUCUCCCAGAUGGCUGGCAAAGUGCGGUCGCCAGAAAGAGUUCGAAACUGCACUUCGGAAACUUCGCGGCAAGGAUACUGAUAUCACUGACGAGGCAGCCGAAAUCCAGGAUUACAUAGAAACUCUUGAGCGUCUCCCGAAAGCCAAACUCCUUGAUUUGUUCCAGAGGAGAUACAUACGCUCAGUCAUUAUAGGAGUUGGGUUGAUGGUUUUUCAACAAUUUGGGGGCAUCAAUGGAAUCUGCUUCUAUGUCAGCAGUAUUUUUGAAUCAGCAGGAUUCUCUGCCAGUGUUGGAACAAUAACCUAUGCCAUCCUUCAGGUUGUGGUUACUGCCCUAAAUGCAGUUGUGAUAGAUAAACUUGGAAGAAAGCCUCUCUUAUUGGUUUCUGCAACCGGAUUGUUCAUCGCCUGUUUACUUGCUGGACUUUCAUUCUACCUGAAGGCUCACGACUUGGCCCUCAAUGCAGUUCCAGCACUCACUGUAAUUGGCAUACUGCUAUACAUAGUAUCCUUUUCCGCAGGAAUGGGUGCGGUACCUUGGGUUAUGAUGUCUGAGAUAUUUCCUAUCAAUAUUAAAGGAGCAGCUGGAAGCCUUGUAACAUUAGUGAACUGGUCUGGUGCUUGGGCAGUUUCCUACACUUUCAACUACCUUAUAUCUUGGAGCUCCUAUGGCACAUAUCUUCUUUACGCAGCGAUCAACGCAUUGGCCAUAGUGUUUGUGAUCACAGUGGUACCUGAAACAAAAGGAAAAACCCUGGAACAGAUUCAAUCUUCCAUUGAUGGAAAAUAGAAGAACAGAAAUGAAUAAACAUCAUUCUUCCCUGGAGAAUGCCUUGAAGCCAAUUAAGGACAAGGUAUGAUGCUGCCAACAGAAACAACGGAUUCUGGGAAAGGUAUUAUUUGAAUUAAAGCAAUUUUUUUGCCACAAGAUGAAGAGGAUGGGAUAUCGAGACCCAAAUAGCGCAAAGGACUCAGAUUGGUUCUGCAAUUGCUAGAACAUUGUAUGAGAUGUUAUUUUCCAUUAAUAAUAAAGAUUUUAGAUUGAUUGCAUCUUCACAUUUUCAAAA